UUUUUUUUUUUGGUUUUUUUUUAUCUUUUAUACAUAAAAAAUAAUGAAUAGAUUUGUUUCCAGAUACUCAUCUUCGCCUUUAACUUUACCUCAAGAAGAAAGUUUUGGCCAACUUUGUGGAAAAUGGGAUGCUGCUCAGCAAUUAGCUUUCCCUUCAUUUGACAUUCCUGCCAUUCAUAACCCUAUCGAUUUCUUGAGAAAUGUAACUGAUGAAACAUCACCAGAUUAUAAGAUUAAAAUCCAACACGGUACAACAACUCUUGCUUUUCAAUUCCAAGGCGGUGUUAUUGUUGCCGUCGAUUCGAGAGCUACAAUGGGCAAUUAUAUUGGUUCUCAAACAGUAAAGAAAGUAAUUGAAAUCAAUCCAUAUUUAUUGGGAACAAUGGCUGGUGGUGCAGCUGAUUGUUCAUUUUGGGAGCGUGAGUUAGGUAGACGUUGUCGUUUACAUGAAUUAAGAAAUAAAGAACGUAUUUCAGUUGCUGCUGCAUCAAAGCUGUUAGCUAAUAUGGUUUAUUCUUACAAAGGCAUGGGCUUAUCUAUGGGUACUAUGGUUACAGGUUGGGAUAAAUCUGGUCCAAACCUUUUCUAUGUUGAUUCUGAUGGUUCCAGAUUAAAGGGUGAUAUAUUUUCAGUUGGUUCAGGUUCCACAUUUGCUUAUGGUGUGCUUGAUUCUGGAUAUGAUUACGAUUUAUCUGUUAAAGAAGCACUUGAACUUGGUAGAAGAUCUAUUUAUCAUGCUACACAUCGUGAUGCCAUGUCUGGUGGUUCUGUUAAUUUAUACCAUGUUACUGAGCAAGGUUGGACUUAUCAUGGUAAUCAUGACGUUGGCAAACUUCACUGGGAUUACCAAGAUGGCAUUGCGAGUGAAAUUAUCUAAAUAAAUAUAAAAAUUUAAAAAAAAAAAAUAAAAAUAAAUAAAUAAAUGCUAUUUUUUUUUUUCUUCUUUUUUUUU
This is a messenger RNA of Cokeromyces recurvatus, 952 nucleotides long. Its product is annotated as proteasome component PRE2. The record is from RefSeq and is a predicted model, not a curated record. The transcript has 5 exons. Gene Ontology annotation, molecular function: threonine-type endopeptidase activity. NCBI's taxonomy places the organism in Eukaryota, Fungi, Mucoromycota, Mucoromycetes, Mucorales, Mucoraceae. The coding region runs from base 44 to 877 and encodes 277 amino acids. Gene Ontology annotation, cellular component: proteasome core complex.